Messenger RNA from Chrysemys picta bellii (western painted turtle), 4472 nucleotides. NCBI's taxonomy places the organism in Eukaryota, Metazoa, Chordata, Testudines, Emydidae. The record is from RefSeq and is a predicted model, not a curated record.
AUGCUUCACUUUAAGCAGGACACAGAUUCUGAGUGGCCCCUGAACAGGAGAGGUCCUCCUCCGGCACGCAAACCCCCAACCGUGACACAAAACUUCAAGCGAUUUGGCAUCCCGCUCAUUGCCACCAUCCUGAGCAUGGCCACCAUCAUUGCAAUUGCCUUCCUAAUCAAGGCAACUCUGGAACACUACUACUUCCUCUGCAGCAAGACAAUCAAGUUCAUCCCCCUGCAGCAGCAGUGUAAUGGGCAGGAAGAUUGCUCCUGGGGAGAGGACGAGCAGAAGUGUGUUCAGCAGGUCCCAGAAGGCCCACCCGUGGGAGUCCGCGUUUCCAAAGACAGAUCCACCUUGCAGGUGCUAAACAAAGAGACUGGAGCCUGGUUCUGGGCAUGUCACGAUAACUUUCAUAUGGCCCUGGCAAAAGCAGCUUGCAAGCAAAUGGGCUACAGCAGCGUCCCCACGUUCAGCGCUGUGGACCUUGCAGACACACAGGGCCUGCCCCUCAGGGAGGUCAUGGUGAACAAUGGGGUCCUCCGAGGGCAAGACUCUGGCAGGCAGUGCCUCUCUGGAUCCGUGGUUUCACUCGCAUGUGGCACCUGCGGAGAAAGCGUGAAAUCUCCACGGGUGGUUGGUGGGGGCCAGGCCAGGAUCUACACUUGGCCAUGGCAGGUCAGUUUACAGCACAAAACCCAGCACCUCUGUGGGGGCAGCAUCAUUGACCCGAGGUGGAUUCUCACAGCAGCACAUUGCUUCAGGAACAAUCAGGCCCUUCAGAACUGGCGUGUGAAAGCAGGAUCCGAAAUCCUCUCCAACUCCAACACUAUCCCUGUGGAAAAGAUCUUCAUCAUUGACAGUAAUUAUAUGUUGCCCAAAGAUAAUGACAUCGCCCUGGUAAAGCUGACGUCUCCCUUAAGUAUUUCAGACACAGUUAAGCCAAUUUGUCUUCCUUUUUUUGAUGAGGAACUGCCCUCUAACGCCCCACUGUGGGUGACAGGCUGGGGCUACACACAGCAGGAUGGUACAUUGUCCAAGGCUCUGCAGCAGGCGCAGAUCAAACUGAUUGACAGCAACACCUGCAAUGCUCUCGCCGCCUACCAGGGGGAAGUCUCCGAUAAGAUGAUAUGUGCAGGCCUCAUGGAAGGCGGCGUGGAUACCUGCCAGGGAGACAGCGGCGGCCCCUUGAUGUACAAUCCCGGGCACUGGCAGCUGGUGGGGAUCGUCAGCUGGGGACAUGGCUGUGGCAGACCAAGCACUCCCGGCGUCUACACCAAAGUGCAGGCCUACCUCAACUGGAUCUACACCAUUCAGAGGUCAGAGCUCUGAGGACUCCCGCAGCGGCAGCUUCCCGUCACGGCCCCUGCGUUACCCGCCUGGCUGCCCUGGUUCUGAGACCUGCUGGGAAACUAACUUCCAGCCAUUGCCCCUGGGACCUGCACAUCCCUGGGUUCACUUUCUGAAGGCCCAGCACCAGGCCAUGAUUUAGCAGCGGCUCGGGAUCCUGGGGGUGGUUAAAGGGGAGCUGCAAGCAGAGGCCCCGUCACCUCCAGGGAAUUUGCCUGGCUCAGAGCACCUCCCGGGAGAGGAGGAUAUUGCUCUCUACAGCCCCGCCGCGACAGGAAGGUUUGCUUGGAUCCAAGCUGCUGUUUGCUCAGCCCAGUUCUACCCCAUCGCAAUGUUAGUGAAACAAGCAAAGCCUUUCCCCCGCCGGCUGUUCUCGCUCAGGAAAAGUUUAUUCUUUUUAGGAAAAGACCUUUGCAAAAGGAUGUCAUCCCUACUCUCUGCAGAGAUGGGCUAGAUCCAAAACUCUGAUCCCAGCAGAACCAGACUUUGGGGCCCAUCCAGCACCACCGGUGGCCUUAGCCAGAAAUCAUUCUUCGUGGCCUGCAGAACAUGGAGGUUUUCUGACUCCUCUUUAAAUCUCCACAUUUUUAAGCCCAGCUCCAGGGCUCAGCUGGGAAACGGGCUGCACUGCCACCUGUCAAACCUCUUCAUUUAUUUGAAAUAAGAACCCACGAUUUUGUACCCCACCGUGGAUGAUUUUCUGUUGGCAGAACAAGUGCUGUUCUGGGCUGUGGAUGCAGAUGGCUGUUUGCUGGGAUGUGAUUGUUACCGGAAUGAGCAAUUAUAUUUAGUUCAAUAUCAGCCUUAGGAGACACCAAGGCUUAUGCUGAACCCUGUAAUAACUACAGGUCCACAAACAAAUGAUCUCAUGCCUUGAACAUGAGACCAGCAUGUACCCGUGAACUGAGCACAGACCUGGGAGCCAGGAACUCCCGUCUUCAAACCUGAGUCUGCCACUUAUCUCGGCAGGACAACGGAGAUAACCAGAGCGCCUCCGGUGCAACUCCAGGGGGGCCAGCGUAGCAUAAAAGUGGUUGGCACGAGAGGACAAUUGGCCACAUGAGAAAUCUGACACAAACCAUUUGGUGACAAUGAUCUGCUUGGCUCUCGGGCCAAGACUCGGCACUUCUCCGUCCCAUGGCUCCUGCAAUGAGCCUGUGAGGCAGAAACAAAGAGCAAGUCCCUCUCCGGGGUGCAUGAGACAUAAAUCAAUAGGCUGAAGGUGACACUUCUGAGCAAGGCUGCAGGCGGGUGCCGGGGGCUUGGAGACUGAACCCAUGGGAAAGGAGGAAGGGAGGGAGGAAAGACACAGAGCAAAUUGUAUUUCAGGAAAGAAUUCCCAGCAAGUGGGCUGGAGAGCAAGAGUGCAACACCAGAGGCAGCAUAUAACUGGACCCGCGGCGCUCUCUGCUGCCUCUGCUGCACGGGGUCCUGGCGAGCACUGGGGCCCGGUGGAGUGUGACAGACGCAACAGGAGUUUAAAAGCAAAACCAGCAAUCACACAGCAUCUCAUUAAUUAAUGAUUGUGCCCCAGUGAGUUUCCCCAGAGCACCCUGCAGUGGGAGCCACAUGCGUCCUACUCCCAGCUCUGGCACAGGCUCCCUCAUUGGCCUUGAACAAGUCAUGUCACUGCUCUGUGCCUCAGUUUCCCAUCUGUGAAAUGGGGACAAUAUCUGCCUCUCUGGGGUGCCGGGAGGGAUAAUCAGCUAGUGCCUGUGAAGUGCCUGCAGCCCUCAGGGCAGCAGGUGUCAUGGAAGUGCCAUGUUUUCUCAUCAUUGCCUGCAAAUCACACACCUGAGUCCAUUUCAGGAGCCCAAGUUCCUGCGGGUGCUAGGUGGAGCGACUCACUGUUGGCUUUAGCAGCUAGGGGCUGGAGCCGGCCACCCUUCCCCUCGGUAAAGCUUGGCACAGACACAGCCCCAGGAACGGGGUCGCCGUGUCUGUCAAGCACUACAGCAGUAAGGGCAGCAGCAUGUUCCCUGACCCCACCGGGUCACAGAUGAGAAGUCCUGACUCAAAAGGGAAUCGCUCAUGUUCAUUCCCUGCCCUUCUGGGCUCAAGCACUUCCCACAGCCCGUGCCCCCAUGGCAGUGCAGCGCCUAGUACCAGGGGGCACGCCUAGGCUCUACCACAGGUCCCAGAGCACUGUGGGCCCAGUUCAGGCCUGGCAUCAUACUCCAAUGAAGUCAAAGGGGUUGCCCCAGGGAGGGAUCUGGCCUCUUGUACCUGUCUCAGCCUGUACUAGCCAUCUGAGCUCUUUUAAAUGCUGCAUUUCCCACAACCUCUCAAAGCCACAGGCUUCCAAACACUAGUAGCCUCAGCCCCGUCUCUGUGCCUGCUGCAGGCCUCCAGCCCCCCCAUCAGCUCCUCCAGGCUCAGCGCAAGAUCUUCAACAAUGAAGGCUUUCAGGCAGGCUCCUGAGUCCACAGCCAGGCACCUAAACAGAAGGGACCCAAAUUUCAGAGGGGCUGAGCCCCCAGCAACUCCCCAAAUCAGGCCACUAAUUUCGGUGUCUACAAAACGAUUUAGGAGCCUACUUUAAAUCUCCCAUUUCUGAAAAUCUGAGGCAGAGUCUCUGUUCCAGGCCCCACUGCGGCUGCUGCCCCUUCUCCAAACUCCUACUCAGCCUGGUGCUGGUAGCUGGUGGGAGUGGCUGCUCGAGAGGAGAACAUUGCGCGAUGGGAACCACAGUAGCAGAGAGAGGGUCAAGGACGAGCUCUUCAGAAGAGCAGAGAUUUGGUGAACAGAGACCCAGUUAUGAGCGCAGCCAGGAAAGGAAAAACAAAAAUACCCUUUAAAAGUUCAUUUGUGUUUAGGCAAAUCCUAGUGGGUUACAGCACUCUCAUUAACCCUCUGCUAAUAACGAUGAUUCCUCUGAGAUGCCAAGAUUACUCUCACCUUGCCAUGAUUCCUGAUUCCCAUGGGAAAAGGGAUGGGGUGGAGAACAAUCAGAGAGUUGAUUCCCUUCCUCUCAUGAACAAAGCUUUAUUGUGCAGAAGUAAUUAAGAAAAUGCCUUGUGACAUUCGCUUGCAAACUGCAUUAUUCUAGAGGGACACUGUCAUCUUGAAUUAUCUUAAAUGACUAAUUUGUUUGGGCUUUUUAAAUCAAAUCAACUUUCUGAUAUAUCCUUAUU